Messenger RNA from Neospora caninum, 1758 nucleotides. RefSeq lists its product as hypothetical. Gene Ontology annotation, molecular function: acid phosphatase activity; ferric iron binding; ferrous iron binding. NCBI's taxonomy places the organism in Eukaryota, Apicomplexa, Conoidasida, Eucoccidiorida, Sarcocystidae. The record is from RefSeq and is a predicted model, not a curated record. The transcript has 2 exons. Bases 1 to 1758 code for a protein of 585 amino acids.
AUGGAAGGCCUGAUACGUCCGGUGGUGGCCUUCCGGCGGCAAAACAUUCGGAGUCGUCACUUUUUCUGGCUCCUCGCGCUGAUUUCGAUGUUUCUCCUGCUCACGUCAUGGUCUUAUCGGGGACGUAGAACAAUCAGCUGGGCUGGCAUCCCACGUUACACGGGUUUCGCGGAGGCCGCCGGUCAGUCCGCGGACUCUCUAGGAGGGAGCGACCGUUUGCCUCAGGAACGCGGGAUGCAGCCUCGACGCCUGAGCAGCAUCGUGAAGAAGUUUGUUGUAUGGGAGCCGGUUCAUCGUUUAAUGCCCAGCUUGAAUUUGGACAGUGUGGUGUUUGUUGCGGGCAAGCAUAAAGCAGACCGUUCGGCUGCCUUUCACGCCACAAUGGACGACGUGAUGACACUCUUUUUGCGUUGGUUCAACGAGAAUGGCAACAUGAAUUGGUUGUUGCAAAGCUUCGUCACGGAGGCUGCGUUGCUUCGGGCACACAGUCGCUACCAGGAUCAGAUGAUCCACGAGCAAACGCAAAGCGAAUCUGAGCGGCCGACAAGCCCAGAAGAUAACAUGAACAAGCUCUUGAACGUCGAAGUGUACACGUAUCUGGCUGCAGCAAAGCGCCGUGUCCGGGACUGGGUCUGCGAUGGGAACUCGUUUCUGAGGACUGGCGAAGAAGGUAGGGAUCUUGCCAAGAAGCCGCUUCUAACGGAACGGGACGCCGGGUUUUUACGAGGCCUUCCGUACAGUGUUCUCCGUGUCGCACGAGGCGUGUAUGCCGACACCUUGCCGGCAUCGGUGGAGCGACUGCAGGAAGAGCUGUACCACCGCGACGUUAGGACGGUCGACGACUUACUGAUGAAAACCAACAUCAUAGACCUCUUUGUUCUUUUCGACGUUACGGACGAAUCCUUCACUCAGAUCGACGUCCUCCGGGAGGUUGCGCGCAACUGGGAACUGGCCCGGGAGGGACGGCUCGUCCCCCCACUGCUACCGCCAGGGACAUGGAAGGGAAAGCGAAGCUUAGAAGAUCUGAUACGUGACGGCCACUAUCCGUCGAUGAAGUUCCCCAAGUGCACCACGCUCAAGUGCGUGAUGCAGGAAACGUGGUCGGAGCACUCAGUGGAUACCAUCUCCGUCGAAAAAACGGACACGAACUCGCUCAAGUUGCUUCUCGUCGGAAACACUGGCAUCGGCGAGUACAAACAUCGCGCAAAGAGGAAGGGUUUCUGGUACAGUCUGAAGCGGUUCCUGUGGGCAAACGAAAUCGAUCAAGUUGUUGCGGCGUUGAAAACGUGGCAUGAAAAAGAAAAGGCAGACGCUGUCUUGGGCCUGGGGGAUUUUUUUGGAAUCCCUGGUCCGCUCUCGGCUCGUGACGAACGAUUCAGCACAAAGUGGUACGACGUCUUCGUCAAGGACGCCGGACUUGACAUACCGUGGCUGAUGACGCUUGGAGACGAGGAGGCUCUGGUGAACCCUUCUGCCUCUAUCCGACACCACUAUACACAGGAGCAUCAGAACUGGUACAUGCCCAGUGACGCGUACACAGUAACGUUCAAUUUCACGGCAAAUAUGACCAUGGCGGAUGGCACGAUUCAGCAAGAGUCCUUCAACGCGACGGUGAUCAACAUCAACACAUGGUCUCUCUUUGUCGGCAAUCCAGUCGGUGAGUCCAGCAUCAGCCGAAACGGCACGUUGCUGGUCUGCGACGUGUUUUUACCUUUUUGUUCAUUCCCCAGUCGACUGCGUUUCGAAAAGCACAUGUGA